AGCUAAACGUUUUCAACAACGAAUGAGGCAACGAGUUCGAGUACUGACUGCCUAAAAAUGAGUACGAGGAGAUACAAAAAUAAACCUUGUUGAUGUUCACGAUCUUGUUCCCCACCACGAUGCUGGAUGAUCAUGAUGAGACGAGGAAAAUAGAAAAAGUUCAAGUUCACUAAUUUAUGGCGCCCGUGUGCGUGGUGUGAAGAAAAGUCAAUUAGAAAUUGAGAAGUUUCUUUUAGUCAGAAAAUCUUCGACAGAGGGAAAGGUGAGAUAGCAUCCUGCCUCGUCCUCUACUCAGCUGAAAAUUUCAAAGCGGUCUCUUUUCUUGUGUGAAGAUUUGAGUACAUCAACGUGAUAGAAAAAAAGACUUUGUUUAUCCUUUUGUUAUGCCACAAAACAGGAAAAGGGUGCAUUAGUCGGUUUAGAGAUAUCGCUUAUUCGGCUGCAUAGCUUCAUAUUUCUACCUUGCAUUGUUUGACGAUUGAGUCUAGUAUUUCUUGCAAAAAUAACAACUUUAAGAUAUAUUUUGUGACUAUGUGGGUGCAAUAGAUGUAACCAACUGCAAGAAUUCGUAUCUCUUUUGGGACAUUGUUUUUGCGCCUUUUUUAAUAGAAAGUUAUUUUUUCGUUUUUUUUUUUAACAGAGCUAACAUCUAGGUGCAUUCUAUCUUACAAUUAGCAUUUUGUUUAUUGCUACUGUUGUUUAUGUAACUACUGUUACCAUUUGUGACAUCAAUAGGCCUACUUGUUCUAGAUCAAAACGUUAGUAGAAGUUCUAGUUUAAAGUUCUCAGUGCUGUCCGCGUGAGGCUGACAGGUGUGAAUCGUGUAACACAAUAAUCACAUGGUCAGGAAGAACGCAACAGCAGGCAGCGCUAGACCAACGCAGUGCCUACGACGCGUUCGGUUCUCGUACUCACUCUAAGCAGUGAUACGCUUCUUUUCACUGGCUGCUUUUCAGGCGAAAAAAAUCCACUAACGUAAUCGCAAAAGAUAUAGGAAUAGGUCUGUCUCACCUGUUCAACUCUUAGGAUACACACAUAUAAUUUGAUUUGAGCGCAUAGAAGUGGAUCAUUUUCCUCUAAGUACUAACUCGUAUGUUGAAUAACAACAAGUCGCAUAGCAUUUAUUGAAGAGUAAAAGACUCGUCACCAACACCACCUUAUGUGGGUGUUGCUUUAGACGGAGCUAGGAACCGCUGGGCUACUCCUCGCCUAAGAACAUAGCCGUAAAAACCUGUAUACCAUACGUUGAAGUUGAACAUCAUUUUGAUAAAGUCCAGGAGCACUUCUACUUAUAAAAAGAUUAGAACACAACAAUAUAGAUAUUGAAUGACAAUGCACUAAAUAAUCUAAACGGUCGUGGUUGUAUGUAACAUGUACAACAUGAUAUGGGAUCCUAUCACGAAACAAGAUAAGUAGAAAUGCCGUAGAACUCUUGUUCUUAUUCGAGGAGUCCUAGUAGUACCUACUGCCUAGAAGUAUUGAUGCGUGCGACGACACACCAACGACACAGCGAGCAUCAAGAUCUUCGUCUUCUUCUAUACUUGAAAAUCAGAGUUCUUCCCAGGGGAUCUCCUUAAAGCCUUCACUUCCAUCCACAACGAAGACGACGGUUGCAGUCGAAAAAUCCGACAAGAUGGAUUUAGACGAUCUAUCAGAUUGGGAACAUAACUCCCAUGGCGGCAAAUUCUGGCAUCAUGCCCUCGCCGGCGCUUCCGCAGGAAUAUGUGAGCACUUGGCGAUGUAUCCGUUCGACACGAUCAAGGUACUUUUCUACAAUUUUUAAAUGUUUUUGAUUUUGAUGAGUUUCGUGAUGUAAAAUCCCUUUCCAGGAGUAGAUCUAGCCUCGACGGUGUUUUUCCACCAGGUUGAUCAAAAUCAUACGACAGCAACUCAAGGAAGUACCGAAAUCGAAGUGUAUCUCUUUCCAUCGUCUUCAUAAAUCACAAACCUAUCGUCCAACAACAGACGAACAUCCAAGCUGCCCGACCGAGCGAGUGUGGACCUAGUGGUGCCACUGCUUGCGGCAGCUCGGUGAAAGUCCCUGGAGGAGUUUCAACUGGUUCAUCAGUAGCUUCCAGCUCAACAUCGUCGUGUGCUUCAGCUGGCGCCAGAACUGUUGCUUGUCCUAGGUCGACGGCAGGCCACUCAUUUUCCACAGUCACACCAACGGCGGCUAUGCCUAUGCCCGGUAGUUCAGCAGCGCGAGCAGGAGGCUUCUUUUCCGGUCUCAAUAUGGGCUCUGUACUCGGAGCUCCGAAUAUGGGUACCGUAGUGGGAGGACCAGCAGGAGCGGCUUCAUGCAGCACAGCAGCUGCGUCAGCUAUUGCUCCAGGAACAACUACAGCCCCAUCUAGUAGUGCCGCAGCAGCGGAGUAUUCAGGGACGCUCAAUACGUUUCGGGCGAUCAGAAAUGAGGCGGGAAUCCGAGGUCUCUACAGAGGAGUUUCGGCUAUGGCAGCAGGGUGUGUCCCGGCGCACAUCGGGUAUUUCUGCGCGUAUGAGGUAGUUCGUCAGAGGCUUUCUGACCUUGCGGCAGGGGGAAGCGCUUCCCGUUUGGCGAGUCUCACUGCGGGCCCUGGUGGCAGUUCAUCAUCUUCUAGUGACUCGGCAGGAGCUUUUGUGCGCAGAAGAAGUAGCACCAAAAAUAAAGAAAAAGGUGAAGAUCAUAGUACUGAAGUCCUCAGCGAAAGCAGUUCAGCUAUUUCGAGGAGAGAUCUCAGCAACUCAUCUAGCACCACCUUACUCGCCGCAGAUGAAGUAGUCUCCUCCCCUUCCUCAUCCUCUUCCUCUUCUUCCACCUCAAGCCCAUCCUUCUCAUCCUCAAAUAGCUCCGACAAGGAACAAGUAGUCGUUCCCUCCUCGAGUCAACAGAGUCUUUCUGCCGAUACAACGUGGGUCAUCGGCUCUCUAGCAGGUGCAGCUGGAGCAUUCAUGCACGAUCUCGUGCUCACGCCGUUGGAUGUAGCAAAACAGAGGAUGCAAUUGAAUAGCGCUCAUACGAAGAACUGUGCAGACUGCGUCAGACAUGUCAUCCGGACGGAAGGAUACGGAGCGUUAUAUUUAUGAGGCUGAAACUUCAUCUCAAUAGUCCUCGUAGAUCAACUUUUGCAGUAUUUACAGAGAUGCGUUUAAAAAGUGAUCAAUUCCAGGUCUCCUCCUCCGUCUCCCCUCUCUAAUCCCGCGUUCUUUCCCUGUCGCCUUACUUUCGAACGUGCCUUUUUCGAUGAUCAUGGUUGGAACGAAUGAGACGCUGAAGCAAGCCUUCAACGUGAACACUGUGUGCCAGUCUCGAGAAGAUUUCUACACCAAACUGCCAGUGUAUUUGUCUCUGGCCGGAGUAUCUUCCGGUAUUGCGGCAGUGUGUACGCAGCCUUUGGAUGUGAUAAGGACAAGGAUUCAAACACAAAGUUGCUUGUUGUCCCAGGCCUCCGCAGCAAAGGCUAGCAGUUUAAAAACCGCUGCCAGUAGCAAUAGCAUCCGAUAUCACGGACUAGUCGACGGUGCUGCUCGCAUAUUGCGGGAAGAAGGAGCGAGGGCUUUUUUCAAGGUACUACUUACCUAGAAGUAGAUCAAGAUGAUUAUGAGUUCUUGCAGUGUAUCAACAAUCUCGUCAAGCAAUUUAAGUUAUAAGAAAUUCUCUUAUUUCUUCUGUGCAACUCGAACUCCACACAUCACUUACAAUGCAUCUACAAUACCUCUCCACCACCAUCAUAACAGGGCUCAGUCGCGCGCGUGCUGACAGUGGUUCCGAGUCUGUCUAUCAGUUGGGCCUCGUACGAGGCGAUUAAAAGCUUCCUUGUUCGGAAUGACUUUUAAGUCGAGACGGUCUUCUACGUACUGGUGAACAAGGGUUCUUCUAGGUCAUACGCAUACGCUGUUCUAUUCCUGCUGACGUAGCCUCUGUUUUAUACAGAUCAUACAGUAAGAAGGUGAAGGUGCAAGUGUGUCUCCUGUGGUUCAUGAAUAUUUUUUUCUCUUCGCGAAUCAGACUCAGACUCGUCUCUCCUGCUAGUGCAACUACAUGUGUCUACGUAGAUUGAGUACGACCUACUUCUCCUUCUCGAUCAUCACUCCGUUUUCAUGUAUGAAAUGACAGCGAUCAACAUGUGUAUUAGUUAUCUGAUGUGAUAACAUCUUGAUCUUCUCCUCGAUCUUCACUUUUUAUCAUCUCUCCUGCACCUGCAUCAUCUAAAUUGUCACCACGAUUGACAAUAUCAUCGACCUGCGCUAAUAUUCGUAACUGGAAUGCUUCUCUCUCCUGUAGUACUGCAACAAAAGGCUAGGUCAAUGACGGUAAUGAUACUAGCACGAGCAUCACGAUGAUCACAUGCAUUUUUAUAAGACUCCAGAGGCAACAGGCCCAAACCAAAAGAUUGAAACUGCACCUCCUAUAUGAAGAUUACGUCACGAACUUCACACUUUCUUUGCGCGCUCAACAACAACAUUCUUUAUUUCUCGACCUUCCUCGCCAACUCUCCAGCAUAUUUUACUCACAUCAUUAUAAUAUACGUCCUGCUUGAGGAGCAUAGUAGGCAAAAAAGCUGCAAG
Amoebophrya sp. A25 is the source of this 4548-nucleotide messenger RNA. NCBI's taxonomy places the organism in Eukaryota, Dinophyceae, Syndiniales, Amoebophryaceae. The record is from the annotation of a GenBank genome assembly.